CGAGAACCGAUCGCGCGCCUCAAGUGUUUCAUCGCGUUUCAUCGUCGAGCAGUGGAAAACCGUUCCUGAGCAUCGCGAACCUCGGAUCCGAUCCGGCGGGCUGGUGUGCAGUUCCUUCGAUGCCAGAUACGCUCCAUGGCAGUCCAUCAAUCGCGAUUGAACAUUGAUUAAACAUAUUAAAAAAUCUCGUAAACUGGUCAGUCACUCGGCAAGAAUGGCGACAAGUGAUCAACAAAUGAGGGCAAUCAAGCGGAAUGUCCUGUGUACUUCGAGGCGUCGAGUUUAUGCGACCGCCGCUAAGCAGACAACAUCAACGGCCAAGAGCUGCCUCUCACCAUUUUUAUGGUCUGUGCUGUUUUGCCUUACCUUUGCCUUUUGUACGGGCGAACUAAUCUCCUUAGAAGAGCUUGCAAAGCACGUGAAACAACAAGAUUUACUAAACAACGAUACAGCCACCAAUAAUUCCGAUCUUCCGCAUCCGAUCGUCACGUUCCCGACGGAUCAUAAUGUAACGCAGCUCCCCGAUACCUCGAUGAUAUCACCGAGACGGCACAAAACGCGCCGAAAGGGCACAACCGGUGCAAACAAUUCGCAUCGCAGUAAGCCGAAAAAACGAAAAAAUGUUAUGCAGAUGGCGUUGCAAUCGGCCGCACGCAAGGGACUGGAAGCGAUGAUCGAGCUGUACGAUCGAGCGGAACCGGAGCUACUCAAACGAGGAGCCGUGUUGGACGCAAACGACCCAGGAGCAUUGCUGGCGCAGUUUAGUGCCUCGAACCAAACGGAAAUGGAUGCUAAAGCUGCCUACGCGACACUUGUCGCUGCAAAAACAUUCAAAGAAAGCACCAACGUCGAGUACGUUGCGAUCGGUCGACAAGCGCCACCGAAAAUUUCGCUCAAGAAAACACCGCUGGAAAAGUUGUGUCCGUCGCGGGAAGCACCACGCUGUGUGCCGGCUAGUUUGCGCUACAGAACGCACGAUGGAACGUGCAACAACGCUCGCCGACCGCGCUGGGGAUCGGCCCAGAUGCCCUUCCAUCGGUUUCUGGCCCCGGAGUAUCAGGACGGCGUCGAGGGAAUACGUCGAUCCGUAACGGGUGCCACGCUUCCCUCGGCCAGAUUCGUCAGUCUCGUGGUCCAUGGGUCCCGCAACGAGGAAGCACCCGUGACGAUGAUGCUAGCCCUCUGGGGACAGCUGAUUGACCACGACCUCACGGCCACGGCUCAGCCACGCAGCAUCAACGGUUCGACGCCGCGUUGCUGCAACGGAGGCGAAGAGAGUACGCAUCCGUCCUGUUUGCCGAUCAAAGUCCCGCAAGACGACCCCUGGCUAUCGCAUCUCGGUGUGCGCUGUCUGGAGUUUCUCCGCUCGGCCCCAGCUCAACGGCGCGACUGUCUGCUGUCGUGGCGGGAGCAAACCAAUCAAGCGACCUCCUUCCUCGACGCAUCCCCAAUCUACUCGAGCAAUCCACGUUCGUCGGACAAUGCACGGAUCUUUCGUAGCGGUAUGCUGCUUUUUGGCCGUGGUCCACCCCACGAGGACGUCUGCUUUCGGGCAGCCCUGGCGAACCAGUGCAUACGGCCCGGUGACAGCCGGAGCGGUGAGCAACCGGGCCUGCUUAUGAUGCACAUGAUAUGGGUGAACGAGCACAACCAGAUCGCAACGCGCCUGUCCGACAUUAACCCACACUGGAGCGACGAGAAAGUGUACCAGGAAACGCGACGCAUCGUGGGGGCGCUUUUCCAGCACAUUACCUACCGCGAGUUUCUGCCGCUGGUGCUGGGCAAGGAGGUGUGUCGGCUGUUCGACUUGGAGCUGGAAACGAGCGGCUACUACCGGAGCUAUGAUGCGAACGUGAACCCCACCAUAGCCAAUGAGUUCUCGGCCGCCGCAUUCCGGUUCGGGCACUCGCUUAUCCAGAGCACGUACAUGCGUGCGGACCGCCAUCACCGGUUCAUCGCAAACAAUGUCAGCCUGCACGAGGACACGUCCGAGGGUGACUUUGGAGGUCCGGGUUCGUUGCACCGAUUGCUGCGGGGAAUGGUCAACCAGAGGGCGCUGAAGCGCGACGAGUUCAUCACGGCCGAGCUCACCAACCAUCUGUUCCAGACGAAGAGUUUCCCGUUCGGUCUCGAUUUGGCUGCGAUCAACAUCCAACGGGGUCGCGACCAUGGGCUGCCGGCGUACGUCAACUGGCGUGGUCCGUGCGGUCUGUCCAACAUUAAAGAUUGGUCCGAUUUGGAACGUGUCAUGGGUCCGGCUUCAACGAACCGUCUCCGGAAGGCCUAUCGCACCGUUGAUGACAUUGACUUGUUUGUCGGCGGUUUAGCUGAACGGCCGGUGGUGGGUGGCAUCGUGGGGCCAACCUUCUCGUGCAUCAUUGCCCAACAGUUUAGCAAUUUGCGCAAAGGUGACCGGUUUUGGUACGAAAAUUCGGGCUUCGAGUCGUCGUUCACGCCUGCCCAGCUCGAAUCGAUACGACAGGUGGCGUUUUCGCAAGUGCUUUGCCGAGCGCUGGGUGGCGGCGGAACACUACAACCGUUCGUGUUUCUUCCGUCCGAUUUUGGCCAGAACGAAAGACUACCGUGCGAAUCGAGACUGAUGGCACCGAUCGACCUGACGCCCUGGAAAGAACGUGACCCAUUCAAUAACGACCCCGGAGACGAAGACGAGGACGAAGAAGAUGACGAAGAUGACGACGAGGACGAAGAGGACGAAGCGAGACCAGCCAAUGGAACCGUACCGACAGCCGACCAAGCGACUGCCCAAUCCUCGACCUUUUCCUCAACUACGACCACUACGCGACGCCCCUCCCUGGUACUAGACACCCCCAGUAACGUCAUCAACAAGGUGGACCUCAUAACGAACGGCAAUACCGGUGUGCAACCGAACCGACAGAGACCGCAGUCUUCGACGCUGACAGUGGGACCGACGGUUAUUAUAAGCAACAAACUAGACCUGACACCGACACCAACCAACAGACCAACACCUGCCAGUGGACAGUCCUCGACUCCGACGGUUAUAGAUCACAAACUCGACCUGAAAGUGACUACGAAACCUACUCAGAAACGCAAACCUACACGCAAAACGACUACCAAGAAACGACCAACAUCGUCGGGCACCAGACCGUUAGUGACCAGCAACCUGGACUUUUCUGCCUCACGCAACACCAACGGAACGAUUACCUCCGACACAGAACCUACCGACCACCAACAAGAACUUGUACGCACGAGACGGGAAGUGACCAACGUUAGGGAUGUGGACGCACGGUACGGGUACUAUCAAACACCUUCGCCACCACCCGACUACGGGGACUACGACGCGGAUUACAGCACGGACAACGAGCCUCCACCACCGUACCUUGCCUACGGCUACCAUCUACCAACUACUACUACGAGGACGACUACAUCGCAACCACUAGUGUUUGGGUACUAUCCUCCAUAUGGAGGGAACUACUACAUGGCUCCACCGACACCACCUCCACCCCCUCCUCCACCAAACCCUUGCCUCGACACCCGCAGACCGUUACGAACGACGCCGACGACGACGACACCACGACGUAGACUCACGGACAAGCACACGCUAAACGCAGACGUACCGCAGCGACCACGGACAUCGACGUUUAGACCUCCGACCGACCAGAACCUUCACAAACCACCACCAUCCAAUAAACCAUUCAAACAACCCUCUCUCGCACAAUCUUCUGUCUUUUCGGUGGACUUUAGAAGCCUUCCCCUCACCGGUGUCCGUCGCCCUUCCACUAACAGUAGCAGUAGAUCCUUACGCCAUGCUAUCUCUACUAGUAACACCACUGUCGCCUCCAACGGUUCCUCUACUCGCUCCGUUUUUCCUACUUCCGGGGAUGUUCCUAUGAAGCUUUCCGAAUCUUUCUCUGUCUAUGACUACGGCAAUGACUAUGACGAUACGGUACCGAACCCGACCCGACAUACGACUACUACCGGCGACUCUAACGACGCCGACCGACUGACGGUUCUUCCGCUUGACGAGCACGACGGCUAUCUGCGACCGGAACAAACACACUACGAACCACUUGUACGCCAAUCCGGCACCACUACGGGUCACGCUUACCGAGACUAUUGGACGCGGGACGGGACAAGGACGAGAUUCUAUACUGACUAUCUGACCGACAGAACAUUGCGACCUCUGUACGACAACCGUACGCAACAAGACUACUACUACUACAGAUACGCACCCGAACAUGACAAGCCACUACUGUUGGACGACUACUCAGACAAAUUUGUUGGACAGCUACUGAACGGAGAAAAACGUGACGCUACAUCUUCACACGAUGACAAUGGACCGCCGGCUAGCUUACCGAACCACAACCGAAGACUUAGAACGAUCGACUCUGACGGAAAACAUAAAGACGCUCGCUACAAAACUGACCAACGAUCGAUAAGAGACGACACAACGAAAGACAGGACAUUGACAACGAAACUGAAAAACAAACGACCGACCAACAAUCGACUCAAGACGCCGACCAAGAAACCGAGUGCCAUUUCCUUGGUACCGUUUGUACUGCUGACCAGCAUAGACAGACCAGACAAUUGGGUAAUGUAUCAUUCCAAACCAUCGAAACAGCGCAAACCGCCGGCGACGGUACCACUGCUUAAGAGUGAUGCCCUGUCGCUCAGCGAACUCCCGUCACCGAUUGCCGAUCAGGAUUGAGCUGGAUGUUGCAUGUUUCAACAAACGCAUUUCCAUGACUAUUUUACUGCAUACUCACUACAUUAUCAUCAGCGUAUGGCUAUUUAUUUAUUCCACAACAUUAAAUAAACUUUAUAUUGAUGAACGCA
Anopheles stephensi (Asian malaria mosquito) is the source of this 4815-nucleotide messenger RNA. RefSeq lists its product as uncharacterized. The record is from RefSeq and is a predicted model, not a curated record. Gene Ontology annotation, molecular function: peroxidase activity; heme binding. Gene Ontology annotation, biological process: response to oxidative stress. Bases 215 to 4687 code for a protein of 1490 amino acids. The transcript has 8 exons. NCBI's taxonomy places the organism in Eukaryota, Metazoa, Arthropoda, Insecta, Diptera, Culicidae.